AUGAUUGGUGCUGUAAUACUUAUGCUUAGCAUUGCAUCAGCUGUAGAAUCCAAAGCAUUGAAUGUAACUGGAAAAGGACAACAGGGAUGCUGUGGUCCAUGUUUCUUGUUUGGCUGUCCGGAAGGUCAAUGUUGUUCUCAAUAUGGCUAUUGCGGUGCAACCCCAGAACAUUGCCAAGGAGCAAUUACGCAAGGAAAUUGUCAAACUAAGGGAUGCCCAGAUGGUUUAUGUUGUUCAAAGUACGGAUUUUGCGGAAAUACGCCAGAACACUGCGAUAGAACUCCCGUGACAAAUGGUAAUUGCAAAACUGUAGGAUGUCCACCUGGUCAAUGCUGUAGUGCCUAUGGAUUUUGCGGUACCACACUGGAACAUUGUGGCAAUGUGGAUCUAACAGUUGGACAAGGAAAUUGUCAACAAACAGGAUGUGCACCAGGCCUCUGUUGUUCAAGAUUCGGCUAUUGCGGUCGAACGGCAGAACAUUGUUUAGGAACAGCAUUGCAUCCUACAGGAAUCAAUGUCGGUUGUGGCAAUUGUGUUGGCGGUAAUACUGCUAAUUGUGGAAAUGGAUGUGUUGGGAAAAAAUAA
Adineta ricciae is the source of this 585-nucleotide messenger RNA. The record is from the annotation of a GenBank genome assembly. Lineage: Eukaryota; Metazoa; Rotifera; Eurotatoria; Adinetida; Adinetidae.